Molecule: messenger RNA, 2022 nt
Organism: Leishmania braziliensis MHOM/BR/75/M2904
Lineage: Eukaryota; Euglenozoa; Kinetoplastea; Trypanosomatida; Trypanosomatidae
Exons: 1
Coding region: 1-2022 (673 amino acids)
Source: RefSeq, a predicted model, not a curated record
AUGUCCUCAGACCGCGCCGAGAGCACGGCUGCUGGCGAUCCCCGCCAGCAGUCGUCAACAGCUUCUAGCGGGUCGUCGAAUGCCAGCAGUACCAGCUCUGACGAGGUCAGCAGCACUCUCUCCGACAGCAGCAGCAGCAGCAGCAGUAGCCACAGCAGCAGUUCCUCUGGGUUCGAAUCAUCUGAUAGCGAGCGCCCUUCGUCCCCACCGCAGGGUCAAAACGCCGUUUCAGUAGGGAGAGCCGCGGCCACGCAACAGCCACAGCAGCAGCAGCAGCAGCAGCAGCAGCAGCGGCAUGUGCAGCUGAAUCCCGAAUUGCGCUUUGAGAGGCCAGACAAGGAGUACAUCCCACCACCGCCCCUCAAGGACAUGCAGGACAUGGCUAAGGUGCUGUUUUUCUUGAGUACCGAUAAGAAGCGCUAUCCGGAUGGGCGCCACCGCACGCUGGAUUACUUCCGUGCCGCGGUGGAGAUGUUCGUGACGGAGGUACGGCAGGAGUACCAACGGCAGUAUCAACAGGCGCAGCGCAGCGGCCGUGCGAUGCAACGCUUAACAUGGAAGAACUCGGGGGAACUGGCGAUUUGCUUUGCCUGCUGCUGCGACAAUGUGAAGCUUCUGUACGACAACCUCCAGCCCGGCCCCCUCAAACCGCUCUGGGAUGCCUUUGUGGGCCAGCUUGCGCCGAUGCUCAUCGUUCAAAGUCGAGUGCCAGAGGCGAUGCUGUCGUCCCAGACGUAUCACAUCAAGUACAUGGACUGGGUUAAGGGCGGCACACGUUACGGUGGCGAGCAGUCGGCCGCGAAUGUCCGUUUUCCCUCAGCAUUGGACCGCCGCGUAAAGGUCGAAACGUACCUACGGAGCGGCGCAGGGUACAAGAUCGAGGCUGUGCAGGUGGGGACGACAUCCGCCGCGUCGGCGGCCGUCCCCGCUGGGGUGACGCCUCGUCCUCCGUUGGCUGCUGCUGCGGCUCCAGUGCAGGCUACAGAGACCCGAGCGCCAUUCGCGGGGCGGUUACCCGGCACAGGUGCAGUGAAGUUGCCGGUCGUUCCUGGCGUCGGUGGACCUCGCCCGCCAGUGAAGGUGGCCAUGAAGCACGCUAGCGGUGGUGUUGGGCCCGGCACUGUGACGACUGCCACCGCUCCUCGACUCGCUUCCACAGGCGUGAAACAGAUGCCGCCGGAGAUGAAGCGUCUGUUUUGGUUGUCGGUACUGGCGCAUGUGAAGGGCGGGGAUGCGUCCCGGGCUUUUCCGGAUGAUCGACUGGAGGCCCUUCCCGGCCUUCUGCGACUGUGCGAGAUGACAGAACACACGGAGGAGAUGUGCAUCUUGAUGGACGUGCUGGCGGCCUCCAGCAGCAGCGUCCAGACAGUCUUUGAGCGCCUAGGCGGUCUUCUGUCGUUCCGCCGGUUCGCCUCCCACUUCAUCCAGAGUGAAGAGGCAGAGCCACUCAUGCAGCUUAUCGAGCAACUCGCGCGGUGGCGUGUCGUCGCAUGGGGCAGUACUUCUCAACAGGCGUGGCAGACCGAUAUGAACCAACGGCGCACACGCGACCUGAUGUGGCUCCGCACCCUGCCCCUCAUCCCGGAGGCAAAGAGGCCGGCGUGGGGCGCGCUGCUGCUGGUGAUGGAGCAACGGUACAUUUUCAAGACCCCGCGCCCUGAUGACGCGGACAUGGAGAAUCCGCUAAAGCGGAGGCGGCCCGAGGGCGAGUCCGGCUACCUGCACGCUAUGCUGAGUGACAACGUCGACAUGCAAAGGUGGGUGGUGCCCCGAGUCAAUGUGUUCUCCGCUAUUCGCCUACCAGUGGAGCUGCGUGUGCCGCCGCUGUGCACAAAGUUGGAGGAAGACACCGUGCGCUUCCUCAACUCCAAGCGCGACUACGCUGAGAAGAUGCAGGUGGUAUGGCGUGAGCGGCUAGAGAAGAUUCUGAGCGCGCAGCCUCGUGCGCCGGGUGCAGCUGUCUCGGUGCCUCUCUGGUAUGACCCGUACGCGCUACUGAGCGUGGCGUCUCCGCAACCAUGA